Molossus molossus (Pallas's mastiff bat) is the source of this 516-nucleotide messenger RNA. It is a transcript of the gene COXFA4, whose product is annotated as NDUFA4 mitochondrial complex associated. The transcript has 4 exons. NCBI's taxonomy places the organism in Eukaryota, Metazoa, Chordata, Mammalia, Chiroptera, Molossidae. The record is from RefSeq and is a predicted model, not a curated record. The coding region runs from base 112 to 357 and encodes 81 amino acids.
GUAGGAGGUCCUGAGUGACUUUGGACGUCCGCUGAUCCUCGGUGAGCUGACUACCUGCGUACCGGCUGUGCAGGUUUGUUUUCCUCUGCUUCCGGGCCCUCUGCCGCAACCAUGCUCCGCCAGAUCCUCAGCCAGGCCAAGAAGCAUCCAAGCUUGAUCCCCCUCUUUGUAUUUAUUGGAGCCGGAGGUACUGGGGCAAUGUUGUAUGUUACACGCCUGGCAUUGUUCAAUCCAGAUGUCUGUUGGGACAGAAAGAACCCAGAACCCUGGAACAAACUGGGUCCCAAUGAGCAAUACAAGUUCUACUCGGUGAAUGUAGAUUACAGCAAACUGAAGAAAGAAGGUCCAGACUUCUAAGUGAAAUGUUUCACUAUAAAGCUGCUUAGAAUGAAGGUCUUCCAGAAGCCAUCCGCACAAUUUUCCACUUAACCAGGAAAUAUUUCCCCUCCAAAAGCUAUGAAAUCAUGUUGGUGUAUUAUAUUGGGGUUUACACUGAUUAAUAAAUAUUUGAAACUU